Messenger RNA from Lindgomyces ingoldianus, 1538 nucleotides. RefSeq lists its product as uncharacterized. Gene Ontology annotation, molecular function: phosphatidylinositol binding. The transcript has 2 exons. Lineage: Eukaryota; Fungi; Ascomycota; Dothideomycetes; Pleosporales; Lindgomycetaceae. The record is from RefSeq and is a predicted model, not a curated record. The coding region runs from base 227 to 1375 and encodes 382 amino acids.
CCUCAACAUAUAAUUACUUCUGCCUGCGCAUCGGCAAACAUAUCUAGCCGCCUUACACCGCAUCACACGUGCUAUACACAUUAUCUUCUAGCCUAGUAAACCUCAAAACACAUCCGGCAGCACGCGACCACCUUCUCCCUCCAUCCAUCGUCAUCUCCGCAACCUCUCCACAGCCUCUCACACCCACCACCAACUCUCCUCCACACACGCCCAAACACCCACAACCAUGGCACCCCUCAGCAUAACAAUUCCGACCGUCCACCCCCCCUCCCCAACCUCCAAACCCUACACCGAAUAUGAAAUCCGCAUCACCGCUCCCUUCCCCCGCACCUCGACCACGCUCCUAAAACGCUACUCCGAUUUCGACGCCCUCGACAGCGCACUCCGCAUACAAGUCGGCACUCCCCCGCCUGUCUCCCUUCCCCCAAAAUCCUGGCUCGGCGGCAGCCUAGGAAAACUCGGAUUAGGCAUCGGCAGCACAUCGACUUCACCCGAACUGCUCCAACAACGACGCGAAGGGCUAGAAAAAUACCUUCAAGCGAUAGAAACAAGCGAGGAUGGGAGGUGGAAGGUUAGUAAAGCGUAUCGGAACUUUCUGGCGCUUUCGGACCUUGAUGGCAAGAAGGAGAGGGAAUCUUUCCCAGGGAGUCAAUUCGGUAAAGACCGGGUGAGAGAUUCCUCAGACUGGUUGGACAAGUUUGCAGAUGUGAAGAGUAAUCUACAAGAAGCAAGACUCUGGCUCACGCGCCGUGAACAAGCGUCCGUGGCGACGCAGCAACAUGAAGCUGGGGCGAAUGCGAAGCGCGGGUUAGUCCGAGCCGGGACCCUCAUCUCAGCACUUGAAGAAGGACUUGAGCGGUUAGGUGGUAAGGGUGGGGAUGAGUGGGGCGGGGAGAGGUUAGGGGAUGGGGAGAUUCGGCGUAGGAGGGAUAUGGUGGGCGCAGUGAAGAAAGAGAAAGACGGUCUGGAGAGCGUGUUGAAUACCAUGGCCGUGAAGGCUGCAGUUUCGGGGUCGGGAAGUACGCCGUCGACGAUUUCUGCAGCUGUCACAAAUGAGCAGAAGGCGGGAUUGUUUAAAGGCGCGAAUGUAGCGCCGAUAUCUGGAAGACGUGUUCUGGGUGCUCCGGCGAAGGAAACGGAACGGACGCGCGAACUCGAUAAUGAUGGCGUGUUGCAGUUGCAGAAGCAGAUAAUCGCUGAGCAAGACGAGGACCUGGUUGAUCUGACAAAGGUGGUGCGGAAGAUGCGAGAGAUGGGUGUCCAGAUCAACGAGGAAAUCAUCCUACAGAACCAGAUGCUUGGGCUGUUGGAGGAGGACGUCCAGAGGGUCGAUGGCAAGAUGAAGAUCGCGAAGAAGAAAAUAGAUCGCCUAUAGUGAAGGGCCUCCAAAACCUAUACGUCCAGCUCGAUCCUAUCAUAGUCUUUCAAGCGAAGGGGUGGUAUCACCAGCACUGUACCUGCUUUCAAUGCAGCGAUUGCUUUCCUUCCCUUCAUGAUACUUGUAAACAUUGGUUUUCCCUUGUUUUGUUCGAUACCCU